Messenger RNA from Pelodiscus sinensis (Chinese soft-shelled turtle), 1561 nucleotides. Lineage: Eukaryota; Metazoa; Chordata; Testudines; Trionychidae. The record is from RefSeq and is a predicted model, not a curated record.
CGCGAGCCGGACCGGGCAGGAUACACCGCCCUGCACUACGCCAGCCGCAAUGGGCACAGCGCCGUCUGCCAGUUCCUACUGCAGAGCGGGGCGCAGUGCAACGCCCAGACCCACGGCGGGGCCACCGCCCUGCACCGCGCCAGCUAUGGGGGCCACCUGGAUGUGGUCAGGCUGCUGCUGGCCCAGGGAGCCGACCCCACCAUCACGGAUGAUGAGGACAUGACAAGCUUACAUAAGGCUGCCGAGAAGGGGCACCUGGAGCUCUGUGAGCUGCUGCUGCAGCACAGCCCCAGCCUGAAGGGCCUUCGGGACAGGAAGGCCAGGAGAGCAUGUGACCUGGUCCCCAGCAGCGGCGCCUUGCGGGACCUUCUGGAAACAGCCAGGCCAUAGCAUGCGGCAGGGCGGCACUGUCCGGGGUGUCUCCCCCUGGGCAGCCAUCGUGCCCCCAGGCUCCGAGCCUGCUGUGGUCUGACUGGAGGUCUCUCCCAAGCCGGCUCCGGGCGGCUGCUCCGAGGAAUGUGCUGCAGCGGCAGGAGAGGGGGACUGGCGGGGGGAAGCCGUGUCCAGGGCCAGGCCCUGCCGAGAUAACAGGGACUCCAAGAGCCACAGAAGCUCCUUUGCUCCCAGCCUGCGCUGUGCCACCAAGUCUGGUGGGAAACUGAGGCAGCCAGACUCUCCCUUCCCAGCUACGAGAGGCAGGUUGGCACCAUGGACCCCACCCCGGCAGGGGCUGCAGGCCCACUCCCCUGAAGGAGUCUGGCUAGGGUGAAGGCCAGCAACCUGCUCCCUGCCCAGAGCAGAUGGCAGCCUCUCUUAGGAGGACAAAGUCUGUGGCUCCUCUGCCCUGAGGAGAGGGGAGGGGGCUGGGAUAGGGUGUCUCCCUCUGCCGCUAUUUCAGGCCUCGCACUAGGCCUGUAACCGGAGCCCCCAGGAUCUGGUGACAGGAUGUUGGGCUUCAGAACCGUUAACUCUUCCCCACCUGGGCUGGUGGCAGUGUGCAGAGUCCCAGCUAUGGGGGCUGCUGUGGGGCGUGUCUGCCCUCUGCUGUGGAGCGGGGUUAGUGCCCAUCCCAACCCUAUUCCAUCGGAAAGCAGGUUGGGGGUGAAGUCCUACAAAUGUACCUCCACUUGCCAAAGAGGGAGCGGAGCAAAGGGGCACAGAACAAGCCCAGACCCCUCCCCCUCUACUGAAUAGUGAUUGACCCAGGCAGGGGGUGGCUUCUCUGUGCCCCCCCAUACUCCAUACUAAAGGGACUGGCUUUAACCAUAGGCCCAAGGAGAGCUGCCUCCUGCUCCCAGUGCUAAGCAGAGUGGGAAGGGGAGGGCUCCCCCUUUGCCCCAGCAGGUCCAGCCCAGCCUCCAGGCUGAGCACUUUGGAGGCUGCAGGGUGGGUAAGGGGGGAUCCUAGCAAGCAUCACAAGCUGGGGGAAGGGGAGAGCGCCCCCUACUGGGCUCCCUGCCCUGUUCCCUGGAGCACAGUGUCCCUAGUGCUGCUCUGGGGCUAGGACUGACUAUAGGACAGAGAGCCCCCUGCUGGGCUGUUUGCUCCCUGCCCUGCAGCA